CCCCAGGGGCAUGUGGUAAGGACUACUCACCCAGAAAGUACCCGGGUGCCUGUUUCCCCAGAGCCGUCUGGUGACAGCAGUUGGCUGAGCAUGGCCCUCCCAGCCCUGGGCCUGGACCCCUGGAGCCUCCUGGGCCUUUUCCUCUUCCAACUUCUCCAGCUGCUGCUGCCAACAACGACCGCGGAGGGAGGUGGGCAGGAGCCCGUGCCCAGGGUCAGAUACUGUGCAGGGGAUGGAGGCAGGGCGCUUAGCUUCUUCCACCAGAAGGGCCUCCAGGAUUUCGACACUCUGCUCCUGAGUGGUGAUGGAAAUACUCUCUAUGUGGGGGCUCGAGAGGCCAUUCUGGCCUUGAACAUCCAGGAUCCAGGGGUCCCAAGGCUGAAGAACAUGACAACCUGGCCAGCCAGUGACAGAAAAAAGAGUGAAUGCGCCUUCAAGAAGAAGAGCAAUGAGACACAGUGUUUCAACUUCAUUCGUGUCCUGGUCCUUUUCAAUGCCACCCACCUCUACGCCUGCGGCACCUUCGCCUUCAGCCCUGCUUGUACCUUCAUUGAACUCCAAGAUUCCUACCUGUUGCCCAUCUCAGAGGACAAGGUCAUGGAGGGGAAAGGCCAAAGCCCCUUUGACCCUGCCCACAAGCACACAGCUGUCUUGGUGGAUGGGAUGCUCUAUUCUGGCACCAUGAACAACUUCCUGGGCAGUGAGCCCAUCCUGAUGCGCACGCUGGGAUCCCAGCCGGUCCUCAAGACCGACACCUUCCUCCGCUGGCUGCAUCCGGACGCCGCCUUCGUGGCAGCCAUCCCUUCGACGCAGGUCGUCUACUUCUUCUUCGAGGAGACCGCCAGCGAAUUCGACUUCUUCGAGAAGCUCCACACGUCGCGGGUGGCUCGAGUAUGCAAGAACGACGUGGGCGGCGAGAAGCUGCUGCAGAAGAAGUGGACCACCUUCCUGAAGGCCCAGCUGCUCUGCACCCGGCCGGGACAGCUGCCCUUCAAUGUCAUCCGCCACGCGGUCCUGCUGCCCGCCGAUUCUAACACAGCUGCCCACGUCUACGCAGUCUUCACCUCCCAGUGGCAGGUUGGAGGGACCAGGAGCUCCGCAGUUUGUGCCUUCUCUCUCACUGACAUUGAGCGUGUCUUCAAGGGGAAGUACAAGGAACUGAACAAAGAAACUUCACGCUGGACUACUUACAGGGGCCCUGAGACCAAUCCCCGGCCGGGCAGCUGCUCGGUGGGCCCCUCCUCUGAUAAGGCCUUGACCUUCAUGAAGGACCAUUUCCUGAUGGAUGAGCAGGUGGUGGGGACACCUCUGCUGGUGAAGUCUGGUGUGGAGUACACACAGCUUGCGGUGGAGACAGCCCAGGGCCUUGAUGGGCGCAGCCAUCUAGUCAUGUACCUGGGUACCACCACGGGGUCCCUUCACAAGGCUGUGGUGAGUGGGGACAGCAGUGCUCAUCUGGUGGAAGAGAUCCAGCUGUUCCCCGACCCUGAACCUGUGCGCAACCUGCUGCUGGCCCCCACCCAGGGCGCAGUGUUCGUAGGCUUCUCAGGAGGUGUCUGGAGGGUGCCCCGAGCCAACUGCAGUGUCUAUGAGAGCUGUGUGGACUGUGUCCUUGCCCGCGAUCCCCACUGCGCCUGGGAUCCUCAGUCCCAAAUCUGUCGCCUCCUGUCUUCCCCCAACCUGAACUCCUGGAAGCAGGACAUGGAGCAAGGGAACCCAGGGUGGGCAUGUGCCAAUGGCCCCAUGGGCAGGAGCUUCCGGCCUCAGAGCCGCCCGCAAAUCAUUAAAGAAGUCCUGGCUGUCCCCAGCUCCAUCCUGGAGCUCCCCUGCCCCCACCAAUCAGCCCUGGCCUCUUACCACUGGAGUCGCGGCACAGCCCCAGCCCCAGAAGCCUCUUCCACGGUCUACAACGGCUCCCUCUUGCUGAUACUGCAGGACGGAGUUGGGGGUCUCUAUCAGUGCUGGGCCACUGAGAAUGGCUUCUCAUACCCUGUGGUCUCCUACUGGGUGGACAGCCAGGACCAGACCCUGGCCCUGGAUCCUGAACUGGCAGGCAUUCCCCGGGAGCAUGUGGAGGUCCCUCUGACCAGGCUCAGUGGUGGCACUGCUCUGGCUGCCCAGCGAUCCUAUUGGCCCCACUUUCUCACGGUCACUGUCCUCCUCGCCUUAGUGCUUUCAGGAGCCCUCAUCGUCCUCCUGGCCUCCCCACUGGGGGCACUCCGGGCUCGGGGCAAGGUCCAGGGCUGUGGGACCCUGCCCCCUAUGGAGAAGGCCCCGUUGAGCAGGGAGCAGCACCUCCAGCCGCCCAAGGAACACAGGACCUCUGCCAGUGAUGUGGACGCUGACAGCAACUGCCUGAGUACUGAGGUGGUUUAAACUCUGGGCACAGGCUGGGGCUGCAGGGUAGGGCAGGCACCUGGCCAUGCUGGCUGAGGGCCCCUGGAGCAGUGCAGCCCUGACUAGGGUGGGAGCACAAAAGACCACCUUUCUUCCAUGACAGGAGCUUCUCCUGCCACUCUGCACAACUGGUAGCACUCAGCAGGGUCACCACACAGCCCACCUCCCCUGUGGGACUCCCUUCUAGCAAGCACAUGGGCUCUCCAACAGGGGGCUACCCCGGAACUGCACCUACUCUGCGACAGGAGGACCCGGGGAGAAUCCUUUAGUUCUGGCCAUUCCAGGGACCCUCUAGAAACAUACUGUUCCAGGAGACCCUAAAAAACUUAACUGUUCCAGGACCCUAUGGUAAUAGACACCAAACAUCUAAACAACCGUAAGCUAACUUGCCACUCCUGGACACGCCACUCGGAAGCCACCACCUUGGACAUUCCCCUCUCCCAGGGGUUUCUAGGGUUCUUCAGGGAUCUGCUCCCUCCUGCUCCCCUUACCAGUCAUGCAUUGCAGACUCUCAGGAAGUCUUUCCUGACGUCUGACCACCUUCCUUCUUGCUUCAGCUGGGGCAGAUUGGGAUCCUUUCUGCUCUGGCUAGAAUGACAGGGGUAAUCUGAGCCUCAUUCACUUGUUUCCCCUGGCUGACCCCUUGACCUCUCACCUCUCCCCUUCCCUUUGUUUUGAGAUUCAGAAAACUGCUUGUCACAGACGGUUUAUUUUUUAUUAAAAAGACAAAACUUAUG
Molecule: messenger RNA, 3134 nt
Organism: Propithecus coquereli (Coquerel's sifaka)
Lineage: Eukaryota; Metazoa; Chordata; Mammalia; Primates; Indriidae
Gene: SEMA4A
Product: sema domain, immunoglobulin domain (Ig), transmembrane domain (TM) and short cytoplasmic domain, (semaphorin) 4A
Exons: 14
Coding region: 91-2376 (761 amino acids)
Biological process (GO): neural crest cell migration; semaphorin-plexin signaling pathway; axon guidance
Molecular function (GO): semaphorin receptor binding; chemorepellent activity
Source: RefSeq, a predicted model, not a curated record